Molecule: messenger RNA, 420 nt
Organism: Jaminaea rosea
Lineage: Eukaryota; Fungi; Basidiomycota; Exobasidiomycetes; Microstromatales
Exons: 2
Coding region: 121-339 (72 amino acids)
Source: RefSeq, a predicted model, not a curated record
CAACGAGCUGGUGUUUGAGUCCCACUGGGAUCACUUCAGGCCCAAUCUCACCCCCGAGCAAGUACUACGAGGCGGCGCAUUCGGCGGCACGUACUUCAAGGAGCAUUACUCGCGCCACGGAUGAUGCGCGUCAAGUAUCUCGCUGGCAGAAGGCCGUCGGCCAGACGGGCCGCUUUCGACGUGCAGCUGACAAGAGCGUGGCGAGCAGGCAGAUCUGCUGGCAGUGGGCUGUCGAUGCGGGCUACGAGGCGCCGGAGCCUCAAGCCCCGCUUGUUGGGCCGGACGGAGGGGAUCGCCUCCAAACGCAGGACAGUGCGGAUGAGGAAGGGGACGGGGUGAAGAGUGAGGACGAUGAGCCAUGAGGGCGGGCAGGUGAAGCAUGGUACCCAACGAGUGGCGCUUGCUGGUCUCGAGCAUUGA